UAAUUUAAUGUGUCAUCACAGGUUCAUUUGGGCAGCAACUACGUCAUCUCAUGGGUUCCCUGGGGGAGGGGAACCACACUGCAGUGACAGAGUUCAUUUUACUGGGCUUAACAAAUGACCCAACCCUUCAAACCGUCCUCUUCGUGAUCAUCCUGUGUAUCUACCUGGUGACCAUAUGUGGCAAUCUCAGCACAAUCAUUCUUGUCAGACUCUCUCCUCAGCUCCAUCAUCCCAUGUAUUUUUUCCUGAGCCACUUGGCUUUUGUUGACAUGGGCUAUUCAUCUUCUGUCACACCCAGUAUGCUUGUAAAUUUCCUGGCGGACAGAAACGCCAUCUCCUAUCCUGGAUGUGCCGUCCAGCUUGGUUCAGUUGUUUUCUUUGGGUCAACGGAGUGUUUCCUUCUGGCUGCCAUGGCAUAUGACCGCUUUGUGGCCAUCUGCAACCCACUGCUCUAUUCCACGAAGAUGUCCACACAAGUCUAUGUUCAGUUACUCACAGUGGCUUAUAUAUGUGGUUUUCUCAAUGCUUGCUCUUUUAUUGUUUGCUUCUAUUCUUUACUCUUCUGUGGACCAAAUCGAGUCAAUCACUUUUUCUGUGAUUUUGCCCCCUUGCUGGAACUCUCCUGCUCUGACGUCACUGUUCCUGCAGUUGUCCCCUCAUUUACAGCUGGCUCCAUCAUUGCGGUCACAGUGGUUGUCAUAGCCAUUUCCUACAUCUACAUCCUCAUCACUGUCCUGAAGAUGCCCUCCACUGAGGGAAGACACAAGGCCUUCUCCACCUGCACCUCCCACCUCACCGCGGUAACUCUGUACUAUGGAACCAUCACCUUCAUUUACACGAUGCCCAAGUCCAGCUACUCCACUGACCAGAACAAGGUGGUGUCUGUGUUCUACAUGGUGGUGGUCCCCAUGCUGAACCCCCUCAUCUACAGCCUCCGGAACAAGGAGGUUAAGGGGGCUCUGAAGAGACAGCUGUGUUAAAAACUUUUAACUUCUUGUUCUGUGCAUCCAUUCUCCUCCCAAGUUGUUUGAUCAUAUUUACGAUCAUUACUCUGGACUCUUUGGUGGAUUGCCUGUCUCCAGCUCACUUCAGUUCUUCUUCCUUCAUCUGGAGCACAUUCCUUUGCCCCCUCAUUCUCAGGUGUGAUUUGUGUUUUUAUGCCUGUGGUAUGUUCGUUGUGUUUAUUGACCUUGGAGAGGUGCCCCUCUUUAGGAGGCAUCCUGUGUUUCCCAGGAGUGUACUCCCCUCUUGUCACCCAAGACUGU
This is a messenger RNA of Sus scrofa (pig), 1265 nucleotides long. The record is from RefSeq and is a predicted model, not a curated record. Lineage: Eukaryota; Metazoa; Chordata; Mammalia; Artiodactyla; Suidae.